This is a messenger RNA of Calliphora vicina (urban bluebottle blowfly), 1164 nucleotides long. RefSeq names its product GS1-like (gene Gs1l). The coding region runs from base 266 to 958 and encodes 230 amino acids. NCBI's taxonomy places the organism in Eukaryota, Metazoa, Arthropoda, Insecta, Diptera, Calliphoridae. The transcript is spliced from 3 exons. The record is from RefSeq and is a predicted model, not a curated record. Gene Ontology annotation, molecular function: phosphatase activity.
UUUCGGUGUGGUAAUUAAUGUAAUUGUGACCUUGAGCUAGUCAAGAAACAAUAAUUUGUUAUCUUUGUCAUCACAGACAAUUUUAUACAGGUGUAUACAGUAAAUUUUUGAUAAUAAUAUUCUAAGUUUUCCAAAGAGAGCAUAUACAAAAUAUUGUCGUGAAACAUUCCAGUUACAUCAUUAAUAGUCUUGUAAAUUUUGUCUGAUAAGAACACGAAGAUUGUCGUCCUUGAGUUUAGCAUACGGAAGUUAUAAAUUGCAAAAUAUGGCACAAAAUUUUAAAAGUGUAACCCAUUGUAUUUUUGACAUGGAUGGUUUAUUAUUAGAUACUGAACCUGUGUACGAGGAAGUCAUAAGGCAAAUAGCACAAACAUAUAAUAAAACGUAUCCAAUAGAGGUGCGUCUUAAACUUUUGGGCACUACGGAACCACGCACUGCUGAAAUUGCGGUUACUGAUUUGGGUUUACCCAUCAGUCCACAAGAGUUUCUGGAAAAAUUCCAAAAGUUAUGCCGCACGCUAUUAGCCAAUUGUCCAUUAAAGCCAGGAGCUGAGCGACUUUUACGUCAUUUACACACACACAACAUACCAUUCUGUUUGGCCACCAGCUCAGGCGAGGAAAUGGUUGAAAUUAAAAUCACCAAUCAUCGGGAACUUUUUAAACUAUUCCAUCAUCGUGUUUGCGGUUCUACCGAUCCUGAAGUGAAGCAGGGCAAACCAGCUCCAGAUAUUUUCCUUAUCGCAGCCUCACGUUUCCCCGACAAACCAGAUCCAUCCAAAUGUUUGGUUUUCGAAGACGCACCGAAUGGUGUUAAAGCUGGCCAUAGUGCUGGUAUGCAAGUGGUGAUGGUACCCGACGAACGUGUGCCAUUGGAAAUGUCAGCAUUGGCUACCCAACGAUUGAGAUCAUUGGAGGAAUUUCAACCGGAAUUGUAUGGUUUACCACCAUUUAAAAACUAGAUGUACACUGGUGUAUCUUGAACGUGUGUUGCAAUUAGUAUGUGCUUUAUUUGACUUAAUUUUUAUCAACAUUCAAAUGUACCUCUUUUAGAGAAAUUACAAAAUAAAAUGUAAAUGCAAGCUAAGCUUACCUUAAUUUAGGUUUGAAAAACCUAAACCACUACUACCAUAUAAUAUAUUAAAUAAAUGUUAAUUUUUGAAAAGCA